This is a messenger RNA of Quercus robur (English oak), 532 nucleotides long. Its product is annotated as cytochrome c oxidase subunit 5C-like. Bases 132 to 326 code for a protein of 64 amino acids. NCBI's taxonomy places the organism in Eukaryota, Viridiplantae, Streptophyta, Magnoliopsida, Fagales, Fagaceae. The record is from RefSeq and is a predicted model, not a curated record. The transcript has 2 exons.
CGUCGCGCCUGGAACUCAUAAAGGGCCUAUUGGAAGGAACCUCUAUGGUUUUCCCAAAUCGCUCUGAUUAUUCAACCAAGGCCUCCUCAGUGCACCCAUAAGAUUUUACAAGCUUCCAACAAAUAAGCAAAAUGGCUGGUUCCAGGGUUGCUCAUGCCACCUUGAAAGGACCUAGUGUUGUCAAGGAGCUAUGCAUUGGGAUGGCACUUGCUUUGGCUGCAGGGAGCCUCUGGAAAAUGCACCACUGGAAUGAGCAGAGGAAAGUGAGGCAAUUUCAUGACUUGUUGGAGAAGGGUGAGAUCAGUGUUGUUGUCCAAGAAGAAUAGAUCUUUGUAAUUUCUGUCCUGGUUCAAUGGACACGUUUGGCAGUUUGUUGAUCAUUUUGUGCUCCCCUCUAUUUGUCUAUUGAACCUAAGAUGAGCUUAGUUUGGAUUUUAAGUGAAUAAAUAUUGUGUACUGAUUUUGCUUUAGGUAUAAAACACAUGUAAGUUUCAUGAUAUUUGCAUGUGGUUGGUCUUAUGAUUUUGCUCAA